Argiope bruennichi is the source of this 1371-nucleotide messenger RNA. RefSeq names its product ubiquitin-like protein 4A. Gene Ontology annotation, molecular function: protein binding. The coding region runs from base 238 to 711 and encodes 157 amino acids. Lineage: Eukaryota; Metazoa; Arthropoda; Arachnida; Araneae; Araneidae. The record is from RefSeq and is a predicted model, not a curated record. Gene Ontology annotation, biological process: post-translational protein targeting to endoplasmic reticulum membrane. The transcript has 4 exons.
UAGUGGCAACACAACGUACUUUUUAUUUUCUUCUCUUGUUCGUAGAAAAUUCACUAAUUUAGUAAUAUCUUAAAACGCUUAAUUAAGUAACUGUCAAGAACACAAAAUUGUAACUCUACUUUUAAAAAGCUGAAUACUUUUCUUCGUCUUAAAAAGUGCCCAUUUGCAGGGAAACUUUACUUUUAUGAUUAUAGCAUAAGCCUAAGCUAAUUACAUAUAAAUCAACUUCCUUACAAAAUGUUGAUAUCCGUUAAAAUAUUGAAAGGAAGUGAAUGUAAUAUAGAGGUUUCCGCUACUACUUCGAUCAACAGUGUUAAGCAGCUUGUUGCUCAACAACUCAGAAUUCCGGUAGAUCAGCAAAGACUUGUAUUUAAAGGAAAGACACUCUUAGAUUCUUCAACUUUGUGUGAUUAUGAUAUUGUGGAUGGAACCAAACUUCAUCUUUUUGUUUUAAAAGAUACAUCUGCUAAAGCUGAAGAAUCGUCACCAGAUUUCUAUGAACAGCUACAAAAAUUCUUAGAAAAACAUUUCAGCCCUUCAGAUGCAGAAAAGGUCUUAGAAGAAUUCCGCAAAAACCUUGCUGAUCAGUUAAGACAUCUCAGUUUGGAUGACAUUGAACGCAUUGCCACCUUACAUUUGGACUCUGGUACUAAUAAACAUCCCAAUCAACAACCAUUUACUCCUGGUGAAAAUACUCCUAUGCAAAGCUAAGAUCAUGAUUUUAAUGUCAACGACUUCUCUUUUGUGUAUGGAUCCAAAAAAAAACAAAUUAAUUCCAAUAUCCAUUUAGAAAUCUUCGUAGCUGGAUAUCUAAACCAAUGCUGAUUUUUAUGUCUUAUUUCUGUAUUGUGAAGUGAAUAUUAUAAGACCAUAUACCUUCUCUAAAUGGCAGAAAAGAACCAACUUAUGUACUUUUUACAGAAGUGAAUUUUUGCUAUCAAGGUUAAUGUAAUUAAUUUAUGCAAAAUUUACUUAAAAUUGUAGGCCCUUUAUGUGUUUUUGUGUUUAAUAUUUUUUUUAAAGUAUUUCGUAAUUGAUGUGAUGUGUGCUGUAUUUUUUUUUUUUUUUCUGUGAGUGUGUGAUGGUGAAUUAUGUCUGAAUGGUACUUUAUUGCUUUAAUCAAUCAUCAUUAAAAUAUGUUCUUCAUACUUUCGUACAAAGAUAUUAAUCUUUCUUUGGACGGAAUUUCUUGUAUUCUUAGGAAAGUGGUAACCAAUUAUAAAGUGAAUAAAUGUUAUUGGAUACUUAAAGCAGCUCACAGGUUUUCUCAUAUGCAAGUAACUGGCGACUGUGUAAAUAUUUUCUGUUACUUUUUUGGUCGACUGUAUUUGAGUCGUCAAUUCUGGAUGCACAUUAAAAUCUUAACUUAGA